Messenger RNA from Platichthys flesus (European flounder), 3279 nucleotides. RefSeq lists its product as uncharacterized. The coding region runs from base 286 to 2592 and encodes 768 amino acids. Gene Ontology annotation, cellular component: precatalytic spliceosome. The transcript is spliced from 12 exons. The record is from RefSeq and is a predicted model, not a curated record. NCBI's taxonomy places the organism in Eukaryota, Metazoa, Chordata, Actinopteri, Pleuronectiformes, Pleuronectidae. Gene Ontology annotation, molecular function: single-stranded RNA binding; double-stranded RNA binding.
UCAGCUCCAGUCACAUGGAACUGAACGGUGAUCAGUGAUCGGUGAGUUUAAUAUUGAAUAUUGAAUAUUUAACAGUGACCAGAGCAGCCUGACUCGCAGUCAAUUCGCUGGACUGAACUCUUCAUCGGGAUUAAACACGGACGCUGCUCUUCAUCGUCACAUGGACCUGGAUGGUGACCAGGGACCAGUGCAGCCUGACUCCCAGUAAAGUCACUGGACUGAACUCUACAUCGGGAUCGAUCACAGACGCUGUUUCUUCAUCUGUGGUGACUCUACAACUGCAACAUGGAGUCGGUAGGCUUAUCGAGCACAGGCGAGCUCUUCGAUUCUCUGAAGGUGUAUCUGAACAACAAGAAGAGACUACAACCCAUCAUUGGCCUGGGCAGCAUUAUAGAGUGUGUGAAGGUGGGGGAGCGCUGCAGAGAAGCAUCGUACCUGUGCGAGGUGUGUGUGUGUCGACUGAGUAAAGCCGACAUGCGGAACCACAUCAGCGGAAGUCUCCACAGAUACAACUACAUUAAAGCCUGGCACCCCCAUCUAGUGUGUGAAUGGAAGGAGAACUCUGACCUGUCGAGGCUGGCCUGGCCACUGAUGGAGAUCGCCAGGACAAUUGAGGCAAAAGAGGGGAGUGGAGAUGUCAAGGUAUGUUCUGUUUAUGACUUACUGCGUCUAUCUUUGUUUCUGUUUGCCAACACGUGCGUUUGGAUGAGUUCUCACAUGUUUUUGCUUCUUGACAUGAAGUUAAUAGAGGUUGGAGACGUUCUGUACCAGAAGGUGGCAACACUCAGCGAGAAUGAUGCAGUAACUCUGAUUGCAGCAGUAAAAACUGUAAGAGAUUGGCAGGGUGGACCCGAGUGCCUCUCUCAGGCUACAUCUGAUCAGCUGGAGCAAAAUUCCGGCCAAUCGCAGAGGACUGUGUUGCUCGGUCGCCACCAACCGCCCAAGAGCGAGCGCUCCCUCGAUGCUGAUGUGAUCUCGCAUAAGAUGUCAACACAGACCAACAAUCUUUAUCCUACUGUUGAGUCAGAGGGCUGGUUAACAAACAGCUCAACGCCACACUCAAACAACACUGAACCAUCUGUGCUCUCAGAGAACAGCAGCAGCUUUCUUCAUGGCUACAGAGGAACCAAGCCUCUUAUUGGUCUGGGCCGCGUGGUCGAGUGCAGGAUAGACACUGGCUGCACCUUCCUUUUCUUAUGCCACUGCUGCCGCAUCCGAACAAACAAAACGGACAUCAUUGAUCACCUGACCGGCUCUUCCCACCUCAUCAACUACUUGAUGGAAACUAAUCCUGAGCAGGUGGAAGCAUCGACUGCAGAUAUUAAUGACAACUUUCUCCGAUCACUGGCCGAAAAAGUGGAGCAAGAGGAAGGCAGAGGAGAGCUGAAGGUGAUAGACGCACCAGAGUCACUCUGUAUCCAACUGACUGGCAGAAGUUACCACUGGUGUUUGAGGAUGCUGUGUAACAGAUGGACUACAAGCACCCCAAAUAACAAAUUAACUGUCAGAGGGCAUAGUGUGAACAAGGUCUCGGUUGAGGGUGUGACAGAGAAACGUUCUGCCGUUCUGUCAAAUUGGGGGAAAAGGACGAAGACGAAGAAGAAGAAGAAGAAGAAGGGGAAAGUGGCUGAUACUUUAUUUACGGUAAGCCUGCCUCUUACCAAAGGUCCAGUGGUACUGCAGAGGACGUCUUUCAGCAAGGACAUCCUCCCGGUGUCCUGUUCACCACCACCUGCCUCAGACCUCUUCCCAUCGCCCAAGUCCGACACUGAUAAUGGCGACGCUGAAUCGUUUGCCGUUGACCAUGAUCAACACACCCUCUACACUGGAGGUGCAGUGACCGGUCAGUACAUGGCAGGAGAGACAAACUGCACAGUCACUCUGUAUCAAAUGAUGGAUGGUUAUUCCAGUGAUAAUGAGCACUUAGGCCAGUCCAAUGACACAACCGAGAGAGAAGAUCAAAAGGGUUACUGGGAAAGGAGUCACGAUAGACACCACGGUUCUCAAGAGAGAUCAAGAGAGAACAUUCCCUGCACACCUGAGAUGGGUUAUGAUGAACAGUGGUAUCACCAACAACUGCUGCAAAAUCCUCACAUGGCACCAGAUCAUAUUAGUCUCAUGGCGGCCGAUGCGGGUCGUAGUGGUAGAGUGGCUCCUCGUUCAGACGCUGCUUGGAUCAACACGUGUCCUCAGUUAGGAGACGUCCUUGCCUACAGUGGCAGUUUCGCACCAGAGACUAGCGUGCGCUCUCAUGGGACUGACCAGAGGCAAGUGCCAACAUACUUGGAGUUCACCUCUGGCAAUGUCCAGAUAACUCCACAAAGUUAUAUGACGCCUCCUCUGGCCUAUCAUGGUGUCCAAACAGGCCAAGGGGCGAUGUCUAACCCCAGCUACAGUUAUGGACAGACAACUGAACCUGACUGCUACUCUCCCUAUCAAGACAGCAGCAGCAGCAGCAGCUGUGGUUGGGACAUGUCCUGUUCCAAUGCUUUCAUCCCACCUGUGCCAUCUCUGUAUUAUGGAACCAGCUCUGAUUCAGAUUUCAGAGGCACUGGGCGGCUGAGGGUUGAUGAUUUCCAGGGGUGGCGCUAGAACUCAGAUGGUCCAACAUGGCUUCUAAUUGUGCUGUCUUGUUAUGCUCACAUAUAAAAUCAAUUCGAAGGAUGUUUGCCUCCGAGUUUAGAGAUCAGACUUUGACUUUUUGACUCACAAUCAGUGUUAUUUUUGUUUGACAUAGUUUCUUUGACGUGUUAUUAAAAAGCGUUAUGGGGAAGAUUUGUAUUUUUUUUUUAUUUAGAAAAGAUAUUUGUCUUGAAAGCCUUUUGUUAUUCUUCAAUGAUUAUUAUAAACAUGAUUUCAGCUAUGCAGACAGUAUCGGAGAUAGAGUAUAAAAAGGUUAUAAUUUAUUUUCUGUAUUGUUAGGUCUCUCAUUUAUCCUAACCAAGUGAAGGUGAGAGGCAUUUCAGUGUUUGCAUUCCUUUGAGUUCUGAGCCAAAGAAGCAUAGUGGUAAAAAAAGAGAAACUGUGAUCGGGUGUAACUAAAUACAUUGAAUGAACACCCACAUUUUUUUCCUGGUGGAUACCAGUGUGACUUCAUGAAUGUUUAAACUGAGCUUCAAUAACUCGGAAGAAUGUCUUUAAAAUCCAUAAAAAGUGUGGUGGCUCUCUUUGAGUUUGUGCUCCAGUUAACGUUUCUACUUUUGUUUUAAAAAGCUGAAGCCUGUCAUGAAAUGUGAAAUGUCCUGCUCAACCAGCUGAAUAAAGAACCUUCUGAGAUUA